This is a messenger RNA of Boeremia exigua, 1683 nucleotides long. Its product is annotated as transmembrane amino acid transporter protein-domain-containing protein. The transcript has 5 exons. The record is from RefSeq and is a predicted model, not a curated record. NCBI's taxonomy places the organism in Eukaryota, Fungi, Ascomycota, Dothideomycetes, Pleosporales, Didymellaceae. Gene Ontology annotation, biological process: amino acid transmembrane transport. Gene Ontology annotation, molecular function: amino acid transmembrane transporter activity. Gene Ontology annotation, cellular component: vacuolar membrane. Bases 146 to 1546 code for a protein of 466 amino acids.
AUGCUGGACGGACUCUCCACAUGGUGGUUUGGUUUGGUCUGUGCCAGCCGAUGUCGGUCGGGCCGACGAUUUCUUUAAAGGCAGGCAGGCGGCGCAUCGAGGUAGAGUGCAUCCCCUUUGAUCACCGCCGUUUGUCAUAGUCGCCAUGGGUUUCUUCAAUGAAAAGUCGCCAGAGGAUGUCGAGCAUGGCUCGGAGCUGAAGCCGGACGAUGCGACCAACAUCCAGGGCCAGACUGACGCCGUCUUUGGUGAGGUCGUAGAGGGCGGUCCUAACUACCGCAACGUCAGCUGGAUCGCGUCCUCGAUCCUGAUGAUGAAGACGCAGAUCGGGUUGGGUGUGCUAUCCAUCCCCGCAGCGUUCGACACCCUGGGCCUCAUCCCGGGUGUCAUCUCGCUGCUGGCCAUCGGCCUGAUCACGCUGUGGUCUGGCUACAUGGUCGGUGUGUUCAAGGUCCGCCACCCCGAGACGUACGGUAUCGAGGAUGUGGGGCAAAAGAUCUUUGGCCGGGCUGGACGCGAGAUACUUGGCCUGGGGUUCGCUUUAUUCUGGACUUGUGUCGCUGGCUCCGGUAUGCUGGGUAUUUCGAUUGCGUUGAACUCGCUUUCGGUCCAUGGCACGUGCACUGCGGUCUUCGUGGCCAUUGCCUGCGUCGUCGGCUUCGCGCUUGCGUCGAUCCAGACCCUGAGCAAGAUCUCAUGGAUCGCGUGGGUCGGUCUCGCCGGUAUCCUCUCAGCCAUCUUCACACUCACAGUUUCCGUUGGACUCCAGGACCGCCCCUCUGCGGCACCUCAGUUCGGGCCUUGGGAGUCUGACUUUGAGCUCUUCAAGAACCCGAGCUUUGCUGAGGCCGCCGCGGCGCUGUCCAGUAUCGUGUUUGCGUUUGCCGGUACCCCUGCGUACUUCAACAUCGUCUCGGAGAUGAAGGACCACAAGGAGUACUUUAAGGCUCUUUCGCUGUGCCAGUUCGUCAUGACCUCGCUGUACGUCGCCAUCGGUGUCGUCGUGUACUACUACUGCGGCUCGUUCGUGGCCUCGCCCGCGCUCGGCUCCGCCGGUGUCCUGAUGAAGAAGAUCUGCUACGGCCUCGCGCUGCCCGGUCUCCUCGCUUCCGUCGUCUUGGUUACUCACAUCACUGCCAAGUACUUCUUCAUCCGCACCCUGCGUGGUACCCGCCAUCUCAACCACAACACCCCCAAGCACUGGAUUGUGUGGUUCAGUCUGACCGGCGGCGUCUCCCUGACUGCGUACAUCAUCGCCUCCGCAAUCCCUGUCUUCGGCGGUCUCGUAUCGCUCAUUGGCGCCCUUCUCGGAACGCUGAUGUGCUUCCAGCCCAUGGGCUUCAUGUGGCUGUACGACAACUGGAGCCGCAGCAACCGCGACUGGCGCUGGAAGGCCAUGGUCGCGUGGAGCGUGUUCGUGAUUGUGUCCGGUACCUUCUUGUUGAUCGGCGGCACGUACGGGUCGAUUGUGGGCAUUAUCGAUUCCUACAACAAGGACGGCGGGACUGCCGCGUGGUCUUGUGCUGACAACUCGAACUCCACGUAAGAUGGGUGGGAGGAGACUUAGCCGGUUUUGUUAUUUAGCAUUUAGCGUAUGCAUCAUGUCGAUAUGAAGCCUUUCUUGUGUGGUGCGUGAUGUGUUGGGCGUGAGCGAGAGAAUGGCGGGUGUUGCAGAGUGAGGCU